UUAUCACUGAAACUAGGGCCUAUAUUAUGUAGUAGAUCUAGAACCAGUCUAGUAGGAUUAGUGACACCACACCUCAUUAGGUCAACGUGUAAAUCAACAUCGACUGUGUCACACACUGUGUGUAAGAUCUGCAUUCGUCAAGCCACAGUGCAUUCAUCUAUGUGCGAGCCUACAGACCUUUCACUGAAGCCAACUGACAAAGCACGAGUUACUGUUACUGUUAGCUGAAUUAUCUAAAUCUAGAAAGAAAAAACAAGAUCUAUUAUAAGUGACUGACCUUCUUCACAAGUGCAACAUGUGGCUAAAGAUAAUUAUUACUCUACUUACCACAUCAGUUGUGGCAUUGGCAAUCAUAGGUUACACUCCACUACCUGCAGGAGUUAAAGAUCCUGUCAAAACACAGAUAUUUAUGGGAUGUUUCAAAAUAUUCCAUAUUGUGAUGCAAGUCAGAGAGUACUUAGGCUAUGGCAGUGUAUACAACAAUAUUAGAGUGCUUCAGCGUGAGAGAACUUUAGUUGGAGACCCUCCUUCUUCUAAGUAUGGAGAUAUAAAAGUGACGAGAGAUAAAAUAGCUGAUGUUCCCGUCAUUAUUUACAGACCACCAACAAGAGAACUAUAUUCACCUGCAUUGAUUUACUUCCAUGGUGGUGGAUGGGUGCUAGGAACUGCUGAUGAAAUGGACACAAAAGCUUACAACUAUGCUAAAGCAACGAAUAUGACUGUCAUUAACGUUGACUACAGAAGAGCACCUCAGUUCCCCUUUCCUAUUCCCAUCCAAGACUGCCUAGACGUCACAAGAUACAUUCUACAGAAGGGAGAUGAAUACGGCAUUGAUGUUAACAGUAUCGGUGUUGCAGGUGAGAGUGCAGGUGGUAAUGCUGCAGCAGUUGUGGCCCUUAUACUUACAAAAACAAGGCCGGAUCUUCCCUUGUUAAAGUUUCAGGUCCUCUCCUACCCAUCAUUGCAAGGCUUUGACUUUAGGCUGCCGUCCUAUGUGGAUUAUCAAAACACCAUGCCCUGUCUCACAGCUAAGCUCUCGGCUUCAUUUCGAUCCCUGUAUUUUGGUCUAGAUGAACAUAAAACAGACUACUAUGCCAAAAUAUUCUCAGAAAACAGACACAUUUCCCCUGAGUUUAGGAAAUCAAAAUAUUCAGAGUACGUCAAUGUUAACUUACUGCCCAAAGAGUUCAGAACACCAAACAAGACAGCCCCUGUUGUCACAGAACCAUAUGACCCCCAAGUUGCAGCCAAAGUUGAACCAAUCAUUGUUAAUCCUCUCUUCUCUCCCCUGAUGGCGCCAGACCUGUCUGGGUUACCUCUCGCUUACAUCCAUGUUUGUGAGUUUGAUGUACUACGUGACGACGCAUUAAUGUAUGCUCGUAGGUUGAAAGAUGCAGGAGUUAGUGUGACCUUACAUUUUGGUUAUGGUGGUUACCAUGCCGACACUCUGGUCCCUGAACUGCUACAAUCAGAGAGUGGUAAGGCAGGAUUUGAAACUGCUUGUGCUUUUAUAAACAGCCAAAGGCAGGUGUAAAUAUAUUUUGGUUCUGCAAUCACUUGCUCAUUAGAGCUAAAAGUAAUUAUCGGCAUAUGCAUAGUACAUCAACAUAGUGCUGUGCUUAAAUAAGAAUUGUCCUAUACUAAGAUUAAUUUUAUACUAGUUAUGUACACAGAUUCACUUGAUGUUUGCUCAAAUUAAUUUGUUGUAUGUGUUAUACUACAAUUAAUUGUACAUUUGGGCCUAAUGAAAAUUGUUCAUUAGUUGGACCCACUAUGAUGAAUUUAAUUGUAUACUAGCUCUAGUUCACAGAGUGUGUUUGCUGAAUUUUGUACAUUUAUUUUAUACUAAAAUGAGUUUUUACCAGAAAUGUAAGAUGAUGUACUCCCUUGGUUUUUUACUAAAUUUAAUUGUAUAUUUAUCAAAAUUUAAAAUUUUACUAUGUAUGCAGAUUGUGUCCCUUGGUAUUUCACUAAAAUUAAUUGUACAUUUGUUUGAUGCUUGUUACUUAUAAUUUUAGGGCUGGGUUAGACAUAGUUAAGAACAACUGGGAUAGUGCAUUUGUAAGUGGAGUUUAGCCAUGAAUUGUUGUAUUAUUUCUCCCUUUAUUGAAUGUGAGUAUAAAAGAGGUAUGAAUGAUAAUUCAUCGUAGAUUUUGAUGGAGUCUAGGGUAAAUUAGAGAUCAGUUGUGUGUAAGAAUGAAGUGGUUGACUGUAACCAACUAAUAGGCUGUAUAAAAUACACCAGAUAUACAAGAAUACCUACGCCUGCAGCCACUGCAAGCAAUGUUCUCUCUAAGCUGCGCAGUUUUGAGCUGCGGGGCAGUGAUUUUGUAAAAUAAAUUUAUCCUUGUAUAAGACUUUUACAACACCGCGCAUAAAAAAUACAUUUUGCAUAUUAGCUUUUCCUUCUUAGAGGGAACAUUGACUGCAAGUUACCUGGACUUGUUAGCAGGUACCUGUUUAACUAGAUAAUGUGUCUGUUGUGUUACAAGUUCUGUAAGUAUUGAUUGGUGAGAGCGAAGAUUGGUUGAAUGAAUGAAGAUGUUAUAUAGAGAGAUAGUGACACAGAAGGCAGAAAGAACGUUGUUGCCAUCAAAUGAAAGCUAGUGAGUUGGGAGCUAGGUAUCAAAUAAGUGAGUCCGGUAUCUGCUGUUGAUGUGUGAAGAAAUCAGUGUCCUGUCAAUGACUAGUCCACUUGAAGACUAGACUGUUGUUAGUAAUGGUUUGAAUAAAGUCUAGAAUA
Molecule: messenger RNA, 2743 nt
Organism: Physella acuta
Lineage: Eukaryota; Metazoa; Mollusca; Gastropoda; Physidae
Product: arylacetamide deacetylase
Cellular component (GO): membrane
Molecular function (GO): carboxylic ester hydrolase activity
Source: RefSeq, a predicted model, not a curated record